CACAACAAACCUUACGCGAACGCCCCGACGCUGAGGCAAUGCUUUGAAAUCCUCGAAGAAUAAUAUAAAGAAAAGAAAAUAGAUCCAGGGGAUAUAGACUAGACAAUAGACUAAAACCCUAUAAAAGAAGAAAGAAGAAAGAAGAGUCUUAAACCCUAUAAGAGAAGGACGAAGAAGAAGAAAAAGAAGAAAGAAGAAGAAAAGAAAGAGAGAAGAAUAAGAAAUCCCUGGACGGGAGGAGCCUAAAGGCCUGAGGCAUCAUGAGUGAGCCACAGAACACCAAUGAGUCUACUGAGGAAGAUGCUACCGAGUUGCAGUUUCCUAAAGAGUUUGAGAAGGCUGAGACCCUCUUGAUCUCCGAGGUCCACAUGCUGUUAGAACAUCGCAAACAGACAAAUGAAAAUGCAGAAGAAGAACAAGAACUUAAUGAGAGAUUCAUGAAGACCCUGAAUUACUGCGAAAGGUUUUCCAAGUUUAAGAACAGGGCGACGAUUAAGGCCAUUCGUGAACUUCUGAACCAGAAGAAGCUGCACAAAUUUGAACUGGCAGCGCUCGCCAACCUCUGUCCAGAGACGCCCGAAGAAGCCAAAGCUCUCAUUCCCAGUUUGGAAGGACGUUUUGAGGAUGAAGAGCUGCGUGUGUUGCUAGAGGACAUGGCAACACAGAGAAGCUUUCAGUAUUAGCGUGUACUUUGUGAGCAGAUGUAUUUUAUAUUACUGAACCCCUCGGCAGGGAAGGACAUAGGGUUACUUUUGUCUUGUUUUGUGGGUGGGUGACAUGAUUUUACAUUUUGAGGUUUGAGGAAAGUGUGUUUAGAUUUGGCAUCACUGCUUGCCAAUCAUCCCUGCUCAGUUUCACAAUAAUUUAAUUAGUUUGUAUCUUGGGCACACAAUAAAAAUGUUGGGUUAAAUCAUGACAUUGGGACUCUUACGAUUAGUCACUGUCUUGUGUAAUCUCAAAACAAGCCUGUCUUUUUGUUCUCUCUUUAUCAUUAUGGUUGCAUAUUUGGCUUUAGCCUGCUGAUGAGUGAGUUGAAAAAAUGGCAAUUAUUUCUUUCUACGUUCAUGGAGAUUUUAUACCAUUUUUAUGUUUUAGUGUCAUUGAUAGUCAGAUACCUGGAAUACCUGUUAUAUAUAAAGUUAUUAUUUUGUAUUUAGUCAUAUUAUUCUUACAAGAACUUGUACCACAAAGUUUUGAAGACUAAAAUCAGUAUGAUGAGGUUUUGAAAUAAUGAAAAGUGUUGUGUGUAAAUGUUACAGCAUUUGCUGUAAUUUUUUAGCUAUUUUUUUACAUUGUCAGGAAGACUCUAGGGUAGUACCAAUCUUUAAUGAAGGAAAUGCUAUGCUUGACGGAUGUAUUUAUUAAGAAAAAAUGUUCUAGUACAACUAAAUCACUUAUAAA
Penaeus indicus is the source of this 1401-nucleotide messenger RNA. Its product is annotated as DNA-directed RNA polymerase II subunit RPB4-like. Gene Ontology annotation, molecular function: translation initiation factor binding; nucleotide binding. Gene Ontology annotation, cellular component: RNA polymerase II, core complex. The transcript has 4 exons. The record is from RefSeq and is a predicted model, not a curated record. NCBI's taxonomy places the organism in Eukaryota, Metazoa, Arthropoda, Malacostraca, Decapoda, Penaeidae. The coding region runs from base 261 to 683 and encodes 140 amino acids. Gene Ontology annotation, biological process: transcription initiation at RNA polymerase II promoter.